Aricia agestis (brown argus) is the source of this 2169-nucleotide messenger RNA. RefSeq lists its product as uncharacterized. The record is from RefSeq and is a predicted model, not a curated record. The transcript is spliced from 10 exons. The coding region runs from base 113 to 1243 and encodes 376 amino acids. NCBI's taxonomy places the organism in Eukaryota, Metazoa, Arthropoda, Insecta, Lepidoptera, Lycaenidae.
GCUGCGUCGGCAGUCUGGCCGCGCGCGCGCACCUCGCCGCCCGUCACUGUGACGUCACAAUUAUCUAUACACUUUACAUGUGGUGAAAAACUGAAGUGCAGUGAAUAUCAAAAUGGCAACGCUAAGAUUUUUGUUCAGUUUAUAUCUGUUACAUACAGUGAUAGCUAAAGGAUCAGAGCCUCAGAUCCAAUGCACGCCGGAGUACAUGAAGGUGACGGUGCCCAUGGAGGAGGGGCGCGACGUCGCGCAGAUCUACCUCGACCAGCUCAAAGACUACACGCCCUGCGAGCCGAUCGUCCAGGACGGCGCGGCGACGUUCCUGCUGGACCUGCAGGACUACCACAAGUGCGCUGUCACCAGGAUACUGCACAAGCUCACUGGCAAGAAGACGUACUACCACAAGAUCGUGAUCGAGGACAGUCAAGGCGGGCGGGACACUCUCACGGUGCGCUGCAAGAUGGCCGGCAAGAGAGUCACACGGCAGGCCGGCGAACCCUUCCCGCUGGACUUCAAUGAACCUGACGUUCUCAACAUCACGCGGUACGUAGAAGAGCAUGCACCAGAGCUGGUGAUCGGAGCUGUAGUCAAGCAGAAUGGAAAACAAGUAUCCGGUGAGAUCUCCGUGAGCCCGGGAACUCCUCUGAUGAUGGAGAUCUUCCUGAACGAGGAGUCGGCGAAGGUGUACGGGCUGCUGGUCAACUACAUGCACGUCACCGACACUGGCAAGCAGCAGGAGACUAUUGUGUUCAAUGGGUGCUCCGUAGACCCGUACCUGUUCGACAACUUCAUGACAGUGGACGGCAGGAACCUCACCGCCAAGUUCCGCGCCUUCAAGUUCCCCGACACCACCUACGUGCAGUUCAAGGGCACCGUUACUGUCUGCCUGGAUAAGUGCCAAGGGGUGCAAUGCACAAACGGCGCAACAGCGUACGGUCGGCGGCGGCGCGCGGUGGUGUCCGGCGCCGACGCCAACAACCUGUACGAGGUGUCGCUCACCACCAUCAUCAAGGUGGACUGGGCUGACGGGGAGAGGAGGGAAGCUGAGGAAGUACUAGAGAUGUUCAAGAACCUGAAAGUGGCGAACCAGAUGCUGGGAGACAUGGACGGUACCCCCGCCACAGUCGCCGAGCAGACCGGGAACACGCUCAUUAUUCACGCAGAGGAGGUCGUGAACUCCGCACACACACUGGCAGUCAGCUGCGCGACGCUGCUCGUCGGUCUAGUGCUCGCGUUGUACAAAUAAACGAACAUAGACUACUAACACGGCUUUAAUGUGCUGAAGUGAAAAGUGGAGGAAUAAUCGAAACUUUUGAUAAGACUUUAGAUGUAGUGCGAAAUAUUGAAGACGACAAAAUAAUCUUAGUAAAGGAUUCUUUAAUUAUUUGUGAAUUUCAAAAGAAACAAGUCUAAAGUCUAGAGAGUGAUCUCCAGUUUUACUUUUUAACUGAAUUUUAAAAGGUCAUAUAUUUUUAAAUGUGCCUUAUCUUUUGCUAACGUUCUUCCAUAAAAAGGUUUAUUUGUGUAGGCCUAAAACAAUUAUUUAAUUUUAACACUGCUGUCUAACUAUAAUGUGCUAACGCAUUUAAGCUCACUAGUCUUAAUAAUACGGCUCAUCAUGUGAACAAUUUCAUUCCAUUUUUCUUUUCUUUGUUGCUCACGGGGUAGGGAUAACUUUUUGAACAUUUUACAAAGAUUUGUAAAAUCUUCAAAAAACAGGGAAAAUGGUCUCAUGUGGGGUGUUCUUUUAUGUUUACCAGUGCUUUCAUAAUACUGCCAUUUAGUCACAAUUACCUUCAUCUGAAACUCACUUAGCUUGUAAGUUUAUUAGGAGAUCUACUGCCUCUUAAUUUAAGUCACGGACAGCUAUCGCAUAAGACGACUCUACAUUCUCACAUAAAAAAUUCUUGAUUUGGGCAAAUAAUAUUUCCCCAAAAAUAUUGCUGUCCUUGUCUUACAAGGCGGAAAAGCCACUUGAAAGAUAAAGAUAGCGAUAGACAUUUUUGUGAUUAUGUAGAGAUAGCGUCUAAUGAUGUACUCGACUGGUUACCAAGUAUUUCCCUCCUGUUUGAGUGAAAAUACUACUGCGUAGUAUAUUCUGGUGCUCGACUGAUAUUCAGAUUGUGUAUGAUAAUAUUGUAAAAGUAUUAACGAAAUAAAGACUAAAAUUAU